Spinacia oleracea (spinach) is the source of this 1384-nucleotide messenger RNA. RefSeq lists its product as uncharacterized. The record is from RefSeq and is a predicted model, not a curated record. NCBI's taxonomy places the organism in Eukaryota, Viridiplantae, Streptophyta, Magnoliopsida, Caryophyllales, Amaranthaceae. Bases 387 to 1163 code for a protein of 258 amino acids. The transcript has a single exon.
AUUAUUAGUAAAGGAAAGGAAGAGAAAAGAAAAGAAAGGAAAAGAAAGGAAGGGAAAUAGGUUUUAUUUUCCUGUGUUUGGUUUAGGGGAAAGAAAUGAAGGGAAGAGAAGGGAAAGCUAAAUGACAGCUUUUAAUUUUCUCUUUCCUUCCGAAUUCCUCCAAUUUUGGAAGGAAAGGAAAGUGAAAAUUUUGUAAAGGAGCUUUCCUUCCAAUUCCUUUCAUUUCCUCCCACUUCCCAUAUAAUUAUUUGUACCAAAUACAGGAAACCUUAUUUUAUCUUUCCUUUAUUUUCUUUUCCUUCCAAUUCCUCCCAACCAAAUAAAGCCUAAUUCAUUUGGUCAUUCCACAACGUUAUUCUAGAGAGAGAAACAGACAUUAAAGAGAGAUGAAAGGGUCCUCGAAGGUGAUAAUGGGAGCAACAAUGUCAAUUGUAAUCAUCCUUGCCAUUGUGCUAUGCUUAGUUUUAGUGCUUCUAGCCGAGCUUUAUUGUUCGAUCCUUUUCCGGCGACGAAAGCUCAAGUCAGCGAAACCCGAUUCGAUUCCCGAAAACCCGAUAUCUCAACCUCAACAACAACCCCAAGAACAGUUAGUCCCUUCUCCUCUUAGCAGCUUCUAUGCUCAAGGAGUUCUAGAUGCUCCUAGAAGCUUCCUCUUCCCCAAACUCCCUAGCAAGCGAGAACACCGAGUUGAAAACGAUGACAUCGAAAGGCCAAAACAUGGGAAACUCCAUCAGUUCCUUAGUGUUCAAUCCCCACAACAAAUCGGCCUUACUUCUUCCUCCAUCAAACCACACCAACAACCUGAUGAAAACCCUGAAAUCAAUUUCAUGUACAUUUCAAACCCUGUUUUCGACAACGAGGUUGCCCGGCUGAGCCACGUUGCAACCCCGUUCGAGACCCCGGACAGCUCCCCUUCCCAGUUAAACCAGAGCGGGUCAUCCGGGGAAGACGACGAGGAGGAGGAAGAGAGAAGAAAUGAAAAUCCAGCAACCUCAAGUCCAUCUUCACUGCCAUUAAGUCCAAUGAAGGAGCUCCCUGUUAAAGCUGCUUCUGUUGCUUUGAGGAAUGCUAGGUCUUUAGGCCCUUCUGCUAGUGAAUCAACUAGUCAUAUUGGUCGAUCUUCAUCUUCUUCGGGUUCACCUCGUACUUCACCUUCGUGGUAAUGUUUUUAUUUCCCAAUUAGGUACAUUUUGGUGGUGUCAAACUUGAUUGUUCUAUGAGAAUUUCACUUGUUUUUAGUCAAAGUUGAAGCAUCAAUCAAAUGUUCUUUGUAACAGGUAGGAAAUGAUUUUGGCAUAGUAAAAGUUGAUUUAAGUACUGAAUUUAAGCACACCCUCUGUGAAAACACAAUUUUAUGUGAUUCAUGCUUCUACAAUUCUGUUCA